CUCAUCUAAACAUCAACUUCUCUCUCUAACACUCUAAAAAACACUCACACUUUCUCUCUCUAAAAUCUUUAAAUUCUAUCCGACCAUCUUUAAAAACUUUAAUUUUUUUUGCCAAGAAAAGAAAUGAGAACUAUGUUCUUUAAACAAUCUGGCUCACCAUCGUCGUCUCCGAUGAGAUCGCCGCCGCAGCAACGCCAUACAUUCUCUGCAAAUUUAAUGGAUGAGAAUAUAGAGAAUGCUUACUCUAUUAUUACUAAAUGGGACUCUCAUGAUUCUUCCUCUGCAGAUUAUUGCUCUUUAACUUCACUUUUCGCAGCCGAAAAUCGUCAAGAAGCUAAACAGUAUCUUAACUCCGUUAAAGCAUUACAAGCCGCCAUGCAGUAUUACAUAACGGAGAAGCCUGGUUCUGAUAAACUCGUUAAAGCUCAAACCCUAAUGCAAAUCGCCAUGAAACGCCUCGAAAAGGAGUUUUACCAAAUCUUGAAGUCGAAUCGCGAUUAUUUGGACGCUGAAUCAGUCUCCAGUACUCAUUCUUCUCGAGUUUCAAGAUCGAGCGGCGCUGCUUCUGUGUUCUCCGAGGAUUCUGGAGAUGAAUCGGAGAAUGACGGGUCGUUAUCGUCGAGAUUCGGUGACUCAGUUACUGAGGUGGAGCGAGUUUCGAUGGCUGCAAUGGCGGAUUUAAAAGCUAUUGCUGACUGUAUGAUAGCUUCUGGUUAUGGAAAAGAGUGUGUCAAGAUUUAUAAAAUCGUUCGAAAAUCGAUCGUUGAUGAGUCGUUGUAUCAUCUCCGAGUUGAAAGUUUGAGUGUUGCUCAAGUUUUGAAAAUGGACUGGGAUUUACUGGAGAUUAAGAUCAAGAGCUGGAUAAACGCCGUUAAAGUCGCCGUUAAAACGUUGUUCUACGGCGAGAGGAUUCUGUGCGAUCAUGUUUUCUCCGCUUCUUCUACGAUUGCUGAGAAUUGUUUCUCUGAUAUUACUAAAGAAGGCGCUUUAUCUCUGUUUGUUUUCCCGGAAAAUGUAGCAAAGUGCAAGAAAACGCCUGAUAAAAUGUUUAAAAUACUCGACCUCUACGAAGCCAUAGCUGACCAGUGGCCGGAGAUUGAGUCUAUCUUCAACUUUGAGUCUACCUCAGCCGUCCGAUCACAGGCGGUUAAUUCCUUAAUCGGACUUGGUGAAGCUGUUCGUACAAUGCUAACGGAAUUUGAAGCGGCGAUUUCGAAGGAUAAUUCUAAAACGCCGUUACCAGGCGGCGGUGUCCACCCGCUAACACGUUACGUCAUGAAUUAUAUCUCCUUUUUAGCUGACUAUAGCGGCGUGCUUUCCGAUAUCGUCGCUGAUUGGCCGUUAACGACGCAAACGUCGUUACCGGAGUCUUACUUCGGAAGCCCUGAGAUUGAAGACGGCGCGUCGACGACAAUACCAGUCCGUUUCGCGUGGCUGAUUCUUGUACUGCUGUGUAAACUUGAUGGUAAAGCUAUGCUGUACAAAGACGUGGCGCAGUCUUAUUUGUUCUUAUCUACUAAUCUCCAAUACGUCGUCAGUAAAGUCCGUACAUCGAGCUUGAGAUUCUUGAUGGGCGAUGAUUGGAUUGAGAAACACGAGACUAAAGUGAGACAGUACGCACAGAAUUACGAGCGGAUGGGGUGGAGUAAGGUUUUAGCUUCCUUGCCGGAGGAUUUAACGGCGGCGAUGACGGUUAAUCAGGCGGCGGAGCUGUUUAAUAGAUUCAAUUCCGCUUUUGAAGAAUCGUAUAUGAAACAGAGUGGCUGGGUCGUGCCGGACGGGAAGCUCAGAGAUGAGAUUAAACUAUCGGUGGCUAAAAAGCUCGUGCCGGCUUACCGGAAUUUUUAUGAGAAUUUUCGGCCUGUGGUUAGAAAUCCUGGAACUGUCCGAUAUACCCCUGAUGAUUUGGGGAAUUACUUAUCUGAUUUGUUCUUUGGUAAUAGCUCAGGGUCUUCUUCGACGUCGUUUUCGUCGCAUGGUGGCAAGAGUCGUUGAUUUUAGGCCAUUUAUUUGUUUGUUUGUAAAAAGUGGAGUGUACAUAUUUUUUUUUCAAAAAAACUGAGGCCUGGAAUUCUUGACAGGUGCAUAUGAUAGAGAUGUAAUACUGUAAAGAAAUGCAUUCUUUCGUAUUAUUCGAGAAGUAUUCUAAUUUUAACAA
Molecule: messenger RNA, 2158 nt
Organism: Mercurialis annua (annual mercury)
Lineage: Eukaryota; Viridiplantae; Streptophyta; Magnoliopsida; Malpighiales; Euphorbiaceae
Product: exocyst complex component EXO70H1-like
Exons: 1
Coding region: 124-1995 (623 amino acids)
Biological process (GO): exocytosis
Cellular component (GO): exocyst
Molecular function (GO): phosphatidylinositol-4,5-bisphosphate binding
Source: RefSeq, a predicted model, not a curated record